CUUUCUCAAUUUCAAGCCAAAAUAACUCAUUUUCCCUCAUUUUUUUUUGCAGAAAAACGAUGGAAUACUGCAGUACAAAGCAAAUUUCCACGUUUGUCCUCGCCCUAAUCGGUUUUUCGAUUCUCGUAUUCUUCAUCGAAGAGUACACGGAGGAAAGUGAGAUGAACAGCGAAAUGGAGAUGAAAAAAGCGUUUUAUAAGACGGAACACGGCGGAACCACCGGAAAACUGGAAAAAGUGGUGACGGAAUAUCCAGCGGAAGAAUGUUGGAAGCAUGAGCCAUUUGAAGUGGUCACCCAGUGUGCACCGUGCAAGGAUUUCGAGAUUAAGGCUAUUAAAGCUGGUCAUUGCCUAAAAACCGGCUAUUUCGAUCGUGUAAACUGCUCCAAAUCGUCGACAACUGUGCUCCGCCCGUGUCCAUCUCCAAAACAAUCCCGCCGCCACGAGUUUUACCUGUUCUACGUGGUAAAUGCCGCAAUUCUCAUCGUGAGCUUCUUGUCGACGACACAGCGGAAGGCUCAACUCGAACGGGCGGUCUACAUGCGACUACCUCAACAUUUCUAAAUUUUUAUCGAUUUUUUUUGUAGAUAUAUAUAUAUAUAUAUAUAUAUUGAUUGAUUGAUUUUUGUUGCGAUUUUAAACGGGUUUUUAUGUGAAAAAAACAUGGGAAAUGUGUAAUAAACGGUGCGAAUUUAUUGAAAAAAAA
Caenorhabditis elegans is the source of this 705-nucleotide messenger RNA. It is a transcript of the gene jtr-1, whose product is annotated as Protein JTB. NCBI's taxonomy places the organism in Eukaryota, Metazoa, Nematoda, Chromadorea, Rhabditida, Rhabditidae. Bases 60 to 563 code for a protein of 167 amino acids. The transcript is spliced from 3 exons. The record is from RefSeq and is marked reviewed. Gene Ontology annotation, cellular component: mitochondrion; membrane; spindle.